CUAGAGCAUCUCCUUUUUCUACUCCAAUUACAACAUUGUACAGAGCGCCUAACGAGACUGUGUUGUUCACGUUCUCAAUGAUUGCUUAUCCUAAACCAACUUCACAAGACGUCGUUUGGUACAAGCGAGAUGAUGGCAGUUGGAGGAUUUUAUCAGAUGACACCAACGUCCUGAUAACAAUCUCUGAUGAUAGUAUGCAGACACAGCUUGAGAUAUUCCAUGUGCAACGUGCAGAUUACACCGAAUACAUGGUGAACGUUUCUAACAAAUUGGGUUCAACAGUGGAAGUGUUUACUUUAAAAGCGCAGUCAAAACCGGAAAUUCCGAAGGAACUGCAAGUAAGCAAAACAGGACAAACGGAACUGACUAUCAAAUGGACCCCUGGUUUUAAUGGCGGAGAGAGUCAAACAUUUACUGUAAGGUACAAAGCAUUAGGGGAUGGAAGCUGGAUUGUUAUUCCCAUAAACAUUCCUCACUAUAUUUGGACAAUCGAUAGUUUAAUUUCUGGAACGACAUACCAAAUUCAAAUGAUGGCACUAAACAAAAUAGGAAAGUCGGAUUGGACACACGAAAUAAACGUAACUACUCUACUUGAUACAGGAAACAGUGGCUCUUCAACAUCGGCUCUUGGUGGAAUAGUAGGUGGAAUAUUUGGAGUACUUGUCGCUAUUUCCGUGUUCGUCCUGAUUUUGAAAUACAGAUUGAAUGGGCUAAACACAACAAAACAAUGCCUAGCGAAUAGUAACUCGAAAUAUGAAGAUCUGGUUGAAGGACAGGGAAACAGCGACGCCCCAACAACAGAUGGAAUUUAUGAAACCUGUAGAAUCGACUCAUCAAAUGCCCGUCAUGCCAAUCAGUACGAAACACUUGCAGAGUUUGACAGCCGAGAAUAUUCAACGAUUUCGGCCUAUAGUUAUCAACAAGAAAACACUACUUCUACAAAAAUGUCCGCAUCAGGACAAACUUACGAGCCAACGAAAGAUUCGGAAUACGUUAAUUUACAGCUGUUUACUCACUGACUUUGUCGCAUUUGGUUCAUUGUCAUUGUAUAUGGAUAAUGCGUUUUAAUCUCGGAUUGGAACACUUUUUGUAUAAACAUUUGAAUGUAUUGUUUAAAAUCGAUAGUACAAAUUGAUUGUAUGUGUUAUAUUCACAGCAAAUGUUUGUUUAGUACUUUCCUGCAUUUUAUAAGCAAAUACCCACUUGUUAUGUUGUUUCUAUAGUGUUUGUUUAACUGACGUAUAUGUAUUUUUUUAAUUAUUUGAAGUGCCACCCUUUAUUUAGUUUCAUGUACAUUUCUAUACGAGGACAUACUUUUUAAAAUGCAAGAUAAACAUAAACGGAAAUAUCUCUCUUAGGGGAAUUAAUGGUUAAGUAUAAACCAGUGCACCUGGUAUUACUAUAUGUAAUUAGAAUGUUUUAAGCAUCGAUGUUGUACAAUUUCUCGUUGUAUAUGAAACUCGUCUAUGUUAUCUUUUCAAAUUUAUGCUUGUGUGCGUGUUUAUACAAAACUAAUUAUUAUAUAGGAUUGUCAAAUAAAAUAAUGAUAAUG
Dreissena polymorpha is the source of this 1552-nucleotide messenger RNA. RefSeq names its product nephrin-like. The record is from RefSeq and is a predicted model, not a curated record. Lineage: Eukaryota; Metazoa; Mollusca; Bivalvia; Myida; Dreissenidae. The transcript has 6 exons. Gene Ontology annotation, molecular function: protein binding. Bases 78 to 1019 code for a protein of 313 amino acids.